CUAUCCUCCAUUCGGAAGCAGUACUGUGUGUAAAUAAAGCAGACUAGACCCUACCCCCAGAACUAGGCGUUACCUCUCCGACUUUCUCCAUCAAUCACAGAGGACAGUGGCUUCUUUUGAUUAAACCCCAAAUUGUCAUUGGGCAGAGGUAAUCAUGUGACAAGCAAUACGGUCCAAUUUCAACCUUGUCUCCAUGAAAGCAAUAUAGUUUAAUGGCAUCGCUGUCCCCAUACGGCUGUAAUCAGCAAAAUUGUUGGGGAAAAAACGCUUGUCACGAAAUUUCAUAAUUUUCUCCUCGCCCACAAAAUUACGACGGGUGACUUUUCCAAGACAAGAGAGGAGAUGAAUUACGAAUUUGAGCGAGAGAGCGGUUUUAUCAAUAGUCAGCCGUCGCUUGCUGAGUGCCUGACAUCUUUUACCCCUGUGGGUGAUGCAUUUCAAAGUUCAUCAAUCAAGAACUCGACGCUUUCACAGUCGACACUGAUUCCUCCUCCUUUUGAGCAGACCAUUCCCAGCCUCAACCCGGGCAGCCACCCACGCCCCAGCCGGUCAAAGCAGAGUCUGAAUGGAGUCUGUAGCCCUCUGCCAGCCGCAUCCCUACCCCCGGAGUACCCCUGGAUGAAGGAGAAGAAAGCCUCCAAGAAAAACCACCAGACUACUGCCACAGCUACAACUCCCGACACUGCACCUCUUUACUUCUCUCCCCAAGGGUCGCCAGAGAUUGCAGAGAGUGGUGGCGGGGGUUCUCGGAGGCUGAGGACAGCGUACACCAACACCCAGCUACUGGAGUUGGAGAAGGAGUUUCACUUCAACAAGUACCUGUGCAGACCCCGGCGGGUGGAGAUAGCUGCUUUACUGGAUUUAACUGAGAGGCAGGUGAAAGUCUGGUUCCAGAACCGCAGGAUGAAGCACAAGAGACAAACCCACUGCAAGGAGAACCAGAACGGCGAGGGGACGUUCAAUAGUCUGGAGGACAGGGGAGAGGAGGACUUCGAUCAGGCUGCUAACAAUGUAGGCCUACCCGCCGGCGCGCUUCUGGAGAGGGAAAGCUACUCUUUUCACCAAAAUACCUUAACUUCACAACAACAGUCUCAGAAUGCACACAAUCACAAUGGAGAUUCCCAAAGCUCAACUGCUUCGCCUUUAAACAGCGAUGACAAAAAUCUGAAAAAUUUUCCUAACCCGGCACCCACUGUUCCUAUAUGCGUGUCAACAAUAGGCCCGGACUGCGCAUCUGGCGGGGACAAUGCCCAUUCCCCGGCCCUGGACGUCUCUUUGCAGGACUUUCACGUUUUCUCAUCGGAUUCCUUCUCUCCAAGUUUGUCAGAUUCUAUAGAUAGUCCAAUGGGUUUAUCAACUGAAGGUUUCGAUUUUUUCUCAGAAACGCUCACAACAAUCGACCUGCAACACUUGAGCUAUUAACCAUUCUAAAAGAGAAAACAGUAACUCAAACAUGUUAGUUUAGGAAGAGCCUCCUGUCUUCCAUGUCCUUACAAAUAAUUGGCUUCCGUUUUUAUUUUGAUGUAAUUGAUUGAUUGAUUAAUACAUGGCUCCAAUGAGGUAAGUUUUAAAACAAUAAAUUAAUAAAUUAAAUAGUUUGUAUGUGAUGCCAAUAUUAUGCCUACAAAGAAUGAGAAACAACAUCUUUUCAUUUUUUUUUUUGUAUAAUUUUCUGGUAGAAUGAUGUUAUAAAUAGUAUAUUUUCUUAGAAUAAAAUUUACUUAUUUACGAGAGAUAUUCAUCAUCAUGUCCUUUACUAUUUUCCAUUCACGUGAAGUUUCUAUGUUUGCAUUAGUUAAACAUUUUUUUUUUAAAGAAAGAUUUAGCAUGCAAUGGGUCGGCAAAUAAUUGUCUCAAUAUUCUUAGAAUUCUUAGGCAUAUUCUUACAAAGAAUAUUGUUGCAACAAGUGAUAUUUUUAUGAAGAAAUCUUUCCUUCAGAAUGGCAGGCGAAACUCUUUAUCCUGAAAUAUAUAAAGUCAAUUGAUUGGUGUUAAAUGGACAAUAGUGAGCAGAUUUGAUCAUCUCAUAAACGGAAAUCACAAAUAUAAACUGCUGAACAAACACUGCGAUAAUUUCCAAACAUAAUUUCACCCCCAAACAAUAAAAUAACAGACUUAGAAUACGUCCAAGAAUAAUAGGCUACUUCUAAUGAAGUUACACUAAUUAUUUUCCAACUGUAGCUUGUUUUGCUCUUGAAUAUUUUUCCUGGAAAGUAGCGAUGAGUGAAUUAGCCAUACACUAUGGAGUAGAGCUGUUGAGUGAGACAUAGAUUACAUUGUUUCUGAGUCCAUAAAUCACAGUAGUUUAUGAUUGAGGACGUAAUUAAAGAGAUUAAUGGCCGUAGUACAUGCACAAAUAAAAACAAUCUUCCUAUUGGGGGAUACCGGGAGUCCUCGGCCAAAAGCUGUAACUUUGUUGACGUUCUACAAUUACAUUUUAUAGCCUAUAAAACUUACAGCAUGGGGAGGAAGGGGAGUGCAUAGCCUACUACUUCACACUACGUAAUUCAAUCCGCUGUUGAAAGAGAUUCUUGAUUUUUGCCUCUUUAAAGUUUUAUUUGUUUAGUUUUACAGUAUUGAAACUAAACAAUAAGUGUCGACUAUGU
Molecule: messenger RNA, 2606 nt
Organism: Coregonus clupeaformis (lake whitefish)
Lineage: Eukaryota; Metazoa; Chordata; Actinopteri; Salmoniformes; Salmonidae
Gene: hoxa2b
Product: homeobox A2b
Exons: 2
Coding region: 343-1422 (359 amino acids)
Biological process (GO): regulation of DNA-templated transcription
Molecular function (GO): DNA-binding transcription factor activity, RNA polymerase II-specific; DNA binding
Source: RefSeq, a predicted model, not a curated record